Messenger RNA from Vicia villosa (hairy vetch), 1560 nucleotides. RefSeq lists its product as uncharacterized. Lineage: Eukaryota; Viridiplantae; Streptophyta; Magnoliopsida; Fabales; Fabaceae. The coding region runs from base 30 to 1376 and encodes 448 amino acids. The transcript has a single exon. The record is from RefSeq and is a predicted model, not a curated record.
UGAGUCCUCUAACACACACAAGAAGAACAAUGUCACACUUAGAUAUGAGUUCCGUCCAAGUUCUUUCCAACACCAUAAUUCAUGCACCAAAUCACAAUACCAAUUGCUCAAAUGAUCAUACAAUCGAUCUAAACCCAUUGGAUCUACAAUUCAUCUCAUUUGGAUAUAACCAACAGGGUUUUCUUUAUCGCCAUCCAAUCAACUUAGACAUAUCAAAUCAAAUCCAACACCUUAAAGACUCCUUUUCCUCUACUCUUGAUGUUUUUUACAUCCUUGCGGGUCGUCUCAAAAUCACACAACAUGAAGAUAACACUUUCUCUUGUGCUAUCAACUGCAAUAACGAAGGUGCACUCUUUGUUCACGCUGCAGCAAAAGAUAUUAGUGUGGAUGAUAUUCUUAAACCCACUCAUCUUCCUCCUAUUCAUCACUCGCUUUUUUUAAUGAAUGGAGUCAAAAACUAUGAAGGGACAUCAAAUCCAUUACUUGCGGUCCAAGUUACGGAGCUAGAUGAUGGCAUAUUCCUUGGGAUCUCAACCAACCAUGUGACUGGUGAUGGUAAUUUGUUUUCCAAUUUUUACAAUUUGUGGGCAAAAAUCUCAAGAGGAUGUUGUCUUGAAGUAUCCAAAACUCCAAUAUUUGAACGUUGGUUUCCUAAAAGUGUUGAAUGUCCGAUUCGUUUUCCUCUCACAAUAGAGCCACAAAGUAAUCUUAAAGGAAAAAAACUCAAUCCACCUGAAAGAAUAUUUCAUUUCACAAAAGAGAAUAUUGCAAAACUAAAACUCAGAGCCAACUUAGAGGCUGGUACAAAGAAAAUAUCUUCUUUGCAAGCAGUUUUAACUCAUAUUUGGCGUUCUUUUACACGUUCCCAGAAACUUGACAACCAAACAGAUGUGAGUUUUUCAGUUGAUGUAAGUGUUAGACCAAGACUGAAUCCUCCUUUGCAAGAGAAUUAUUUUGGUAAUGCUAUAAUAGAAUUUUUGGCUACAUUGAAAGCGGGUGAAUUAUUGGAUGAUGGUGGGCUUGGUAAGGGUGCGUUGAAGAUUAAUGAGAUGAUUGCUUUGCACACUGAUGAGAAGAUAAGAAGUCAUUAUGAAAAAUGGUUAAUAAAACCGAGUUUUUAUGUUACACCUAAUGAUAUGUCCCAUAAUAAUUGUUUGGUGAUUGCUUAUUCACCUAGGUUUGAUGUAUAUGGUAAUGAUUUUGGUUGGGGGAAACCUGUGGGGGUUCGAAGUGGUGGUGCAGAUAAACGAGAAGGAAAAGUUAAUGUGUUUGCAGGUUUAGAAGAAGGUAGUAUGGAGAUUGAAGUGUGUCUUCCUUAUGAAACUUUAGAAGCAAUGGGAAAUGAUCUCGAGUUUAUGGAUGUUGUGUCCAACUAAUGUGGAUUUCAAGUUCUAAUAAUGAUUGAGAGUCAAUUUUGACCUAAAAUCAUCAAUCUUGGCCUUGAUCUUUUUUUUUAAAUAAGUGAUUUUCACAUAUAUUUCAGCUUUUCAUUUGUGUUUUUCAUUGAUUUUGUUGCUUUUUUCUCGUGUUUUUUAUGUGGAGUUGUCUUCUUUUUCGUCU